GUUGUGGGUUAAACUACCAUAAGCGAUGUGCCUUCAAGAUUCCAAAUAACUGCAGUGGAGUGAGAAAGAGGCGUCUGUCUAAUGUGUCUUUACCAGGAGCAGGGCUUUCAGUUCCAAGACCAGCGCAAGCUGAAUACUCAUCCUCUGCCUCUGAAGAACGCUGCUGCCCAGAACCUAGUAAGAGGAUUCCCUCCUGGAGUGGCCGUCCCAUCUGGAUGGAAAAGAUGGUGCUUUGCAGAGUGAAGGUUCCUCACACCUUUGCAGUUCACUCUUACACUCGUCCCACCAUAUGCCAGUAUUGCAAACGGCUGCUCAAGGGCCUUUUUCGCCAAGGAAUGCAGUGUAAAGAUUGCAGAUUCAACUGUCACAAGCGUUGUGCACCUAAAGUACCUAGAGAUUGUCUUGGAGAGGUGGUUUUCAAUGGAGAACCUGCUAGCCCAGGCCAGGACCUGGACAUGCCAAUGGAAGUUGAUAGCAGUGAAAUGAACAGUGAUGGUAGUCGGGGUCUGGAUGAUGCUGAAGAGCCCUCUCCUCCAGAGGACAAAAUCUUCUUUAUGGAUCCGUCUGACCUUGAUGCAGAAAAAGAUGAGGAAGCUGUCAAAACCAUCAGUCCUUCAACAAGCAAUAAUAUUCCACUCAUGAGAGUUGUACAGUCGAUCAAGCACACAAAGAGGAAGAGCAGUACAAUGGUGAAGGAAGGGUGGAUGGUCCACUACACUAGUAGAGACAAUCUGAGAAAAAGACAUUACUGGAGACUGGACAGCAAAUGCCUCACACUGUUUCAAAAUGAAUCUGGAACAAAAUAUUACAAGGAGAUUCCACUUUCAGAAAUUCUCCAGGUGACUCAGCCUCGAGAUUUUUCAAACGUGGUGCAGGGCAGCAACCCAUACUGUUUUGAGAUCAUCACUGACACGAUGGUGUACUUUGUUGGCGAAAACAAUGGCAGCAGUCACCACAGUCCUGUUCUUGCUGCCACCGGAGUCGGACUUGACGUAGCUCAGGGCUGGGAGAAAGCCAUUCGUCAGGCUUUGAUGCCAGUCACUCCUCAAGCUAGCGUUUGCACUGCUGCAGGACAAGGAAAAGAUCACAAAGAGUUAUCUCUAAGCAUCUCUGUGUCAAAUUGCCAGGUCCAGGAGAAUGUGGAUAUCAGCUCUGUGUACCAAAUAUUUGCUGAUGAAGUGCUGGGUUCUGGUCAGUUUGGUAUCGUAUAUGGAGGAAAACAUAGGAAGACUGGAAGAGAUGUGGCUAUCAAAGUAAUUGACAAGAUGAGGUUUCCAACUAAGCAGGAAAGUCAGCUUCGUAAUGAAGUAGCCAUUCUCCAGAAUUUGCACCACCCUGGGAUUGUGAACCUGGAAUGUAUGUUUGAAACCCCAGAGCGGGUCUUUGUUGUGAUGGAAAAGCUGCAUGGGGAUAUGCUAGAGAUGAUUCUUUCCAGUGAGAAAAGUCGACUUCCAGAACGAAUAACUAAGUUCAUGGUCACUCAGAUACUUGUUGCUUUGAGGAAUUUACACUUCAAGAAUAUUGUUCACUGUGAUUUAAAACCAGAAAAUGUACUGCUAGCAUCAGCAGAGCCAUUCCCUCAAGUGAAGCUGUGUGAUUUUGGCUUUGCACGCAUCAUUGGUGAAAAAUCUUUCAGGCGCUCUGUGGUGGGGACACCUGCUUAUCUCGCCCCCGAAGUGCUCAGGAGUAAAGGUUACAACCGCUCUCUAGACAUGUGGUCAGUAGGAGUUAUUGUCUAUGUGAGCCUCAGUGGUACAUUCCCAUUUAAUGAAGAUGAGGAUAUAAACGAUCAGAUUCAAAAUGCAGCAUUUAUGUACCCACCAAAUCCUUGGAAGGAAAUUUCUAGUGAAGCCAUUGAUUUAAUAAACAAUUUGCUUCAAGUGAAGAUGAGAAAACGUUUCAGUGUUGACAAAUCCCUUAGUCACCCGUGGUUACAGGAUUAUCAGACUUGGCUUGACCUCAGAGAAUUUGAAACACGUAUUGGGGAGCGUUACAUUACCCAUGAGAGUGACGAUGCACGCUGGAAAGAACAUGCUUUUGAACACAACCUUGAGUAUCCCCAGCAUUUUAUUAUGGCUCCUAAUCCAGAUGACAUGGAAGAAGACCCUUGAUAUAUUCGUUAUGCUAAACUGCAGCGAAGAAGGACAUUCCAGACAGAAACUGAAGAUAAUAUUUGGAGGAACUGUUGAUCUUGCUGAAUGCUGUACGUGCGGUUCAGUGUACAAAGCCUCAGA
This is a messenger RNA of Mesitornis unicolor (brown roatelo), 2234 nucleotides long. RefSeq names its product protein kinase D3 (gene PRKD3). The record is from RefSeq and is a predicted model, not a curated record. NCBI's taxonomy places the organism in Eukaryota, Metazoa, Chordata, Aves, Mesitornithiformes, Mesitornithidae. The annotation marks the transcript as partial. Gene Ontology annotation, biological process: protein phosphorylation. Gene Ontology annotation, molecular function: ATP binding; protein serine/threonine kinase activity. The transcript is spliced from 15 exons.